AGCAAGUGUUUCCUUCUAAUGAUAAGUUUUUGAAUAAAUUCUGCAUCAUAUAAAAACAAAAAUAGGUCUUCUAAUAAUGGGAACUCCAACAAAUUAAAUAUGGGAAGACCUGAUCUCCGAUAAACGACAUAGAUUGUCAAUCGGAAGAAAAUAAGAACCACCCUAAAAUGAUUUUAAAUGCUAUGUGCAUGUAUAUAUGAAUGUACAUGCUAGAUAUGAUCCUUCCGCGUCAUAGUGUUUGUCUGGGUGAAAGUGUAAAGUCGUCUUGCACUUCCUUUCUUGGCUAUUUACAGACCUGUAUUUUAUGUGUUCAUCAUAGUCAGACAAUGCAUGCAUAUAUUAAUCACAAUUCCAAAUUUGUCCAAUCAAAUUCCAUAUACUUCUUAAAAUCAAAAAUAUUUGUUGCAGAUGCCGCAAAGGAGUAAUCAUGGAUAAGUAAAACCUACCUACAGUGUUCUAUUUUUUUUGUGUGAAUUGAAUUCGACUUUGAAAAUGCGAAAACAUAUACAGAGAGUCGAAUUAUUAUUAUAUCACAGUAUUCUUACAAAGAACUGCCCUGUAAUUCUUCGAAAAGAAAUUUCUGUGACAACUGCCUUUAUCAGAGCUGAAAGAAAUAAAAUGAACAAAUACUGAUUAUUAUCAUGUCAGGUGAAGUAAAACGAAAAAAUACACGCAUCUCCCCCUGUGAUAGGCAGCAGCGGAAACUACCUCCUAAUUUUGACUUUUAUGCCGAUUUUGUGGUUGUACCAUCCACCGAAGAGGAAGAAAGGGUUGGUCCGUUUGUCAAACAGAUAAAAGAGAUUUUGAAUGACUGUGCUCCUCGGGAUAUUGUUGUCACGCAUUGCGGUGAUGCAAAAUUUUACAUGGGUGAAUAUUUAGAGAGAAGUUCAGUAGUUCUGUACUUCUUUACAAAAUUAUCCAAGGCCAAAUAUGCGGCUUAUACAUGCAAAACUGGUUUUCAGGAUUUCCUUUACGGUAAACGUUUUAUUCCGGUUCUUGGUGAGAAAGAAGUGAUUCUACCGCUGAAUGCCAAAAUAGCAACGCCUUUAGCUUACUUGAAAAUUAGCAAUGAAGACAUCCGUUCUAUGUUGUUAAAAUUGUAUGAAAAGCAUAAGCAUAUUCGAAAGGAAAGACAGAACAAACACAGAGAAAAAGAAAUCAUGUGGUUAAAAAGGCAUGGUGCUCAGACGACAGUUCCAGAGAAAAGUUACCAAGGAAUGCAUAUUACAGCAACUAACGUAAUGAUAGGUGACAACAACACGAUGGUAACCCCUUCUCCAGUCGAGGAUAAUGAUGAUGAUAAAGAGGACAUGCAUGACCAAAAUCUUCAUCUUUCACAAACUAAUUCUAUGACAUCUGUAUACUAUCAAGAAACGGACGAAAACAGAGGCUUUCGCCCUCGAGACCUACAAUUUCCAUUGCACAACAAUUUCACUGGGGUUGAUCAUUUCAAAGAUAAUCAAACUGGCUAUGAUAUUCCAUGUAGAUAUACGGUACCUACCUUUACUGAAAACGAAAACACUCAAGAAAAAGAAGUUUUCAGUGAGGAAACUUUUGUGAAGCAGGUACAUCAGAGCUCAUCAAAUGGCAGUUUGUUCAAGGACCCUCCUACAGCGCCCGUCCUACGCAGGACGCCAUUAGAACUUUGUGAUUCGCCCUCUAAUGAUAGGUAUGCUAACUAUAAGCAUAAAAAACCCGCCAAUGAUGCAAGGAAGGAGUUGGAUAUUGAGGAAAAUAGGGCAGGAAAUAGUUUCAAGAAAAGUAUUUCAAAACAGAUUCCUGACGAGAUCAUUAGAACUAAUAACUUAUCAAACAGUACAAGUAGUGUUUCCAAUUUUAACUUUCCUCCAAAUAUACCUUUUGAAUGUCACAUUGAAUCUAACAACAGAUUGUUUACAUCUAAUGGAGGGCAUGUUCAAGACAACGUACAUUUAAAUUUUUGCAGUAGUCCUGCAGCAAGCACGUCUUCUCAACUCUUCGAAUCAUCGUCCAGCAAUCAAGCUCAUUCGCCUUCGUCUUUUUCAAAUGAUCACAGAUCUUCCGAAAAUACAUCCCUCUCUUCGUCGACUACAAUGCAUAGAGGUUAUGAAGUACCCAUUCCUAUGGCAAUUGAUCUGUCUUCGUUUCCGCUCUCCAGUUUUAGUGAUAGGCAUCAAAGCUCCAAUGCAAUGUCAACUGACCAAAAUAAAACUGUCUCUCAUGAGCAUCUAAGGAAAGAUAUCUUGUCCUGCAUUCCGCGACCAUUUUCUGCCGACAGACUGUGUGGAUACAUCGAAGGGGAUAAAGAUGAAAUUGUAAAUGAUCUGAAAAAGAAAUAGGGCCUAGUAGUAUUU
Saccostrea cuccullata (small rock oyster) is the source of this 2333-nucleotide messenger RNA. RefSeq lists its product as uncharacterized. The record is from RefSeq and is a predicted model, not a curated record. NCBI's taxonomy places the organism in Eukaryota, Metazoa, Mollusca, Bivalvia, Ostreida, Ostreidae. Bases 642 to 2318 code for a protein of 558 amino acids. The transcript has 5 exons.